UGGCGGCAGCGUUGUGACGUUGGUUUUGAUGUCUGCUAUGUUUGUUUGCAGUAGUUCCCAGUUUGUAGGCGAGUUCUUUCCCACCUAGAUCGGCUUGUCGCCGUUGUGUUAGCUUUCUUCGCACAGAAAGAAGUCCUUGCACCGGAAAAGUCGUUGGUCUAGUGGUUGAUAGAGAGCACUCGGCCGAUAUGCGCCGCCGAUUUUACUUCCUAGUGGCCGCCCAACGUUAGUGACGCAUCACACGCUAACAUGGAAAGCGCCAAGCACGACCACGCCGAUCCUUCGACGAGCAUGGACUGCCAGAGCGAUGAGUGCCCGAAAGAAGGCAGCCCCGUAAAGCUUAAUGGAGUCAGGAAGGCGGGUCCAUACUUGCUCGGUCCAAAGUUGGGAUCGUCUCCGGUGUGCAGCAUUACGCAGUGCUUGGCCAAGAAGGAAGGCACUGAUGAUUUUUACACCAUUAAGGUUCUCAUCAUUCGAAGCCCCGAGGAAGAGACCCAGGAGGAUCGCCAAGGCAAAAUGCUACUGCACACAGAGUAUUCGCUGCUUUCCAUGCUUCACGAUCAAGACGGAGUUGUACACCACCAUGGAAUAUUUAAGGAUCGUGCUUGGGAGAUGCGCGAGACUGCAGACGGUCUGGUGUACACGGGGCGGCAGCAGCAGCGCCUGUGCCUUGUGCUCGACUGCCUGUGCAGGCAUGACUUUGGCACGGAUACGGCUGACCUGGUCAACCUGCAGCACUAUGUCAUACGUGAGAAACGCCUGCAGGAGCGAGAGGCCCUCUUCAUCUUCCAGGAUAUUGUGCGCAUUGUCUCAGCUCUUCACAAGCUGAACAUAGUGCACCGAGACCUCAAGCUGGGCAACAUGGUUUUUGACAAGCGGAAACGGAAGGUCACAAUCACAAACUUUUGCCUGGGCAAGCACCUGAUCAACGAAAAUGACCUUCUCAAGGACCAACGUGGAAGUCCCGCCUACAUCAGCCCUGACGUGCUCAGUGGAAAGCCCUACCUGGGCAAGCCGAGUGACAUGUGGGCGCUGGGUGUGGUGCUGUUCACCAUGCUUUACGGGCAGUUCCCCUUCUACGACUCCAACCCGCAGGAACUGUUUAGGAAGAUUAAGGCUGCUGAAUUCACCCUGCCCAAGGAAUCCCCUCUUUCGGAGAACACGCGGAUGGUCAUUCACAAGCUGCUCGUUCUGAACCCCAAGCAAAGGAUGAAGGCCGACGAGGUGCUAGAGUCCAUCGCAAGCACGUUGGCCAUGUGGAAUUCUCUGGCCGCUAGUGGAAAGCCCCUCCAAGUUGUGCCCGACGUUGAUGAUGACGACGCAUGCGGUGAAGAUGCCGAGGCACGCAAGAGCCAAGAGCAGUCUGCCUCGGGAACGACGGCAACGGCUGCAUCCUCUUCUUUCGCCUCUAACCUGGCGGAGCUGCAGCAUCCGUCGGGGAGCAACGUUGGGGACUUCAUCUUUGGCACCCGCCUCGGCAUCGGAUACGCGCCACACACUCGCAAGCCACCCGUUGUCGGUCCCGUCCCCAAGAGGAGGCAGCCCGGCGUGCUGUCCAUACAGCGAGUGCACGAGGACGCCCGGCCUCUGACCGCCAUCGAGAGCAUGCACUACCAGAACAUGCUGCGCCACACCGCGUCCUCCUCCGGUUCUUCAUCGUCUUGAUGCCAGCACUGAUGGUGGUGCAAGAAAUGUUCAAUCUCGGCACAACACCUCGUCAGCAAAGCUUGGAAGAAUGACCCACAGCUGGGUCCGUAUGUCAAAACCUGGUGGCAUCUACUGCAAAUGAUGGGACUGAAUACGCAGGACAGAGAUGCAGUGCAAGCUACAUGACCACCUAAGUUGUUUGCUUGUUGCACUUUCACACUUGUUUGUAUUAUCACCGUUGUUCCCCGCUUCUGCGUUAACCCACUGCUUGUGCAGCCAAGCCUCAUUACAACGAAAUCGCAUCCGACAUGAAAAUACCUUUGUGAUUUCCUAUAUUCAUUAUAAGCAUAUGUUCGUUGCAUGGGGAUAUCGGCAAGAAAGACGUUACAUUUA
Messenger RNA from Dermacentor andersoni, 2040 nucleotides. RefSeq names its product serine/threonine-protein kinase 40-like. The record is from RefSeq and is a predicted model, not a curated record. Gene Ontology annotation, biological process: protein phosphorylation. Lineage: Eukaryota; Metazoa; Arthropoda; Arachnida; Ixodida; Ixodidae. Gene Ontology annotation, molecular function: protein kinase activity; ATP binding.